This is a messenger RNA of Quercus robur (English oak), 492 nucleotides long. RefSeq names its product LOB domain-containing protein 4-like. NCBI's taxonomy places the organism in Eukaryota, Viridiplantae, Streptophyta, Magnoliopsida, Fagales, Fagaceae. The record is from RefSeq and is a predicted model, not a curated record. The coding region runs from base 1 to 492 and encodes 163 amino acids. The transcript is spliced from 3 exons.
AUGAAGAGUGCUGAGCCAAGCACUAGGACUUCUAAAAGACCUAGAGGAGAUGCUUCCACUUCCUCUAGUGCCAUUCCUGCUACUGAGGAGACUUAUGUGGAUCCUACUGUAGUUGUGGAUCUUCCUGGUCAUUUUGAGGAUGUUGAUCCUUCAGGAGCUCCAUCAUUGUCACUCCGAGCCAUGAUUUUUGAUCAACUUCCACUGCAUUUACGAGCUGUGGCAGCGGAUUGCAUGUCUUUCGAAGCAAGUUCACGUGUCGAAGACCCAGUCUAUGGAAGUGUUGGGAUAAUCUCUCAACUCCAAGAACAAAUAAUUAAGGCUGAGUCUGAGCUAGCGAAGACAAAGAGUGAAAUAGCCUUUCAUAAUGCACAACAACAACUACAGCAACAACAAAAUGAAAGCUCAAGCUGUAAAAUUGAAGAGCUUCAUGACACAGAUGAAGCAACUACAAUUCCAACAGUGAAACCAGUGUCGUCUAAGAAGAGUAAAUGA